Messenger RNA from Erigeron canadensis, 1461 nucleotides. RefSeq lists its product as uncharacterized. Lineage: Eukaryota; Viridiplantae; Streptophyta; Magnoliopsida; Asterales; Asteraceae. The record is from RefSeq and is a predicted model, not a curated record. The coding region runs from base 149 to 1024 and encodes 291 amino acids. The transcript is spliced from 5 exons.
UAAGAUUUCAUUAUGAGGAGAUUUGUAGGCGUAUAUCAUUUAUGAUUUAAUGUAAUUUGAUUUUUUCAUAGACUAACUUUUAUGAUUUUGGAUUUAAUAAAAUCCACAAGGUACCAAAAAUCCUUUUAGUUGAUGAAAUAUAGCGAUAAUGUUAGCGAGAACGAUGAUAGUAACAACCAGCACGACGGUGGUUCAGCGGAGUUCGCCGGCAAGGACUGUGUGUCUGGCUGCCUCUCGAACCGAAACCAGUCAGUUACGAGAUCAACUUGAUCAACUUCACUUUGAAGCAUCCAACGCUAGAGCUAAAGCUAACAAAGCACGACAGAGGUUGUUGCGGUUGUCUGAAGCAGCAGAGAAGCUUCGACGACAGGCUGCCAUUAGCGUUCAAUCUGGGAAAGAAAAUGAGGCUAGAGAUCUUCUAUUUCAAAAGAAGAAGACUAUGCAAGCUUUAGAGAAUACAAAGAGUCGAAUCGAGUUGCUUGAUGAGCUCUCAACAAAGCUUUUUGAGGCAAUAUCUCUGCGAGAAAGGCAACUUGUCGGGACAGUUUCACAAGAUAUGGAAAUCGAAAAAGAGGAUGCUGAGUCUCCAGUUCGGGUUGUGUCUCCACCUUCUGAAAGUUGGGGAGCUGACGUGAACUCUGAAAAUGAUUUGUUGAAUACUAGCGAUGAUCAAGAGCUACAAGAUAGAACUUAUGACAUAUCUACAGAACUGAAAAUAAACAAUCUUGAAGGAUCUUUACAAGUUCCUAUACAAGUUUCGAGAGAUGGCAUUGACAACAAUGAUCUGAUCAGCAGCUUGACGGGCGUAAGUUCUUAUGAAGACUUUUUGGACCGUAUUGAUCAGCAUCUAAACAAAGUUGAAGCUGAGAUCAACACAGUUGUGAAGUUCUCGACCUUGGUUCUGGAAAACAAAGAGAGGCCGACAAAUCUCAAGGUGCAACAACUGACAGAAAUUCUUGAUUGUGUUCAGCACAUUAGAAAAAGGAUUGCUAUUAUCAUGCAGACAGGAGCGGGGAUGGAAUAAAGGUGUAACCAUUUCAACACAACAGCAGGAUUGCUAUUAUCAUGCAAACAGAAGCAGAGAUGGAAUAAAGGUGUAACCAUUUCAACGCAACAGCAGGUUAGUAUAUGAACCAUAAAGGCAUGAUCUGAUAUAGAGGAAACCAAGUCUGAUUACUUGACCCAGAAGCUGUUUCUUUUACUUGGAACCAAGUAUGUUUCUAUAUUUAACAAAUUUGAUUGAUUUGCUGAUGUUAUAAUCAGUUUGAUUCUAUUAUUUUUUAUUUUUUUGAAAAUCAUUGUCAAAGUUACUUUUUGAUUACCGUGGUAGUAUUAUUGCAACAGCUUUGGUGCAACUGGCACUCAAAUUGUGUAUACAAUUGAAAUGCUAGACAUGACUGGCACUCAAGUUGGUUAAAAUUUUACUUUCGAAUAGAAGAAUAAUGAGUCUUUCCGGUAUUA